Molecule: messenger RNA, 876 nt
Organism: Huiozyma naganishii CBS 8797
Lineage: Eukaryota; Fungi; Ascomycota; Saccharomycetes; Saccharomycetales; Saccharomycetaceae
Gene: EAT1
Product: putative hydrolase
Exons: 1
Coding region: 1-876 (291 amino acids)
Cellular component (GO): mitochondrion
Source: RefSeq, a predicted model, not a curated record
AUGAAGCCUGUGCUCAGAAGACUCCCUACUAAACCUGUGGUACCCCUAUCAUUCCAUCAUAUAAAAUGUCGUGAGUCAGUUUUAAAGAAGCAGCCUAUUCAAAUCAAUCUACAUGGGUUUCUGGGUUCGAAAACAAUGUUCCACUCUUUGAAUAAAAUUGUAUCGCGGGAAAUGGCCACAGAUAUAUAUACUCUCGACUUGAGAAACCAUGGAGAUUCCCCGCAGGCACAUCCAAUGACAUAUGAGACGCUGACAAACGACCUAAUCUACUUCAUAAAGGAAAAACUGGAUGAUAAGGAAGUUAGCGAUAGAGGGGUGGAUAUUGUUGGUUUUUCGAUGGGCGCCAAAGUUGGGCUCCUGGCCGCUAUUAGGCUAGCACAAGAGAGAAUUAUUAAGCGAAUCGUAUCGAUAGAUAUGCCUCCUUAUAAGACCCCCGUUCUACCAAUGGAACUUAUCCAACAUAUGGAACUCAUUAGAAACCUGCAUAGUGGCACUAUGGAAUUAAAAGCUGGGAGCAAAAGUUGGAGAGAGGAAUGUGUCGGUUUGUUAGGUUGGUAUUUUGCAUCUGGAUUCCUCAAAGUGAAAGGCAACGCUGAACCUAGGUCGCAUAUCAAAUAUUUUUUGCCUAUCGAAGAGUUCCCUGAUAUAUUGGAGGUUUUAAAAGACUGGCCAGCAACUACACCUUCUACUCAAUGUGUGGAUACAAAAGUUUUAUUUAUGAGGGCACUCUACUCGCCAUUAUUUAACGCUGAUUAUAAGUUGUUAAACAAGAACUUCCCAAAACAUCAAGUUAAAGAAUUCAAGACGAGCCACAACCUACUUUUUGAGGAUUUUGAAAACGCAUCUACUACAAUUAUAAAUUUUUUGAAGCGUUGA